This is a messenger RNA of Dacryopinax primogenitus, 866 nucleotides long. RefSeq lists its product as uncharacterized. The record is from RefSeq and is a predicted model, not a curated record. Bases 145 to 738 code for a protein of 197 amino acids. NCBI's taxonomy places the organism in Eukaryota, Fungi, Basidiomycota, Dacrymycetes, Dacrymycetales, Dacrymycetaceae. The transcript is spliced from 10 exons.
CAGUUCCCCUCUCCCUUCUCGCCUCUUUCAGGUCACAGGUGGCCACCACUCACCCUUCCUUUCAAUCUCCUAUUUCAGUUCGCCGGUCGGACACCUCGAUAUCGUUUCCGACUGUCCAUCCUAGGCCUUUUCUUCGACGUCAAGAUGUUGCUCAGUAUCCAGGUUUUCCUCCUACUUUCUGUUUCGGCUAUAGCUCGGCCAAUCGUGCCCAUGCCAUUGAUAGGUCGUUACAACGCUGGCAUUGCUCGCUCUGCAUCUCCCGAUGGCGUGAUUCUUUCAUAUGCGGCACGAGAGCGUGCAUUGGAUAUCAAUACACUAAUUGAUAGUGAUCCGACAACCGCGAAGAAUGGCAUCAUAAAACCGUAUCAGGGCACCGUAGAGAAACGACUAGAUGUCAACACCAUCGGCGAUAGCACCCCUACGACUGCCGAAAACGGGAUUAUCAAGCCAUACACGGGCACAGUUGGGCGUGGCUUGGAUAUCAACACGCUCAGUGAUAGCGCGCCGACGACUGCCGAGAAUGGGGUUAUCAAGCCGUAUACUGGAACAGUGGGACGUGGCCUGGAUGUCAACACGCUCACGGAUAGCGCGCCUACGACUGCAGAAAAUGGGAUUAUCAAACCGUACACAGGAACAGUUGAGCGUCGGUUGGACGUCAAUUCCAUCAGCGAUAGCGAGCCUACGACGGCACAAAAUGGAGUAAUCAAGCCAUAUCAAGGCACCGUGGAGCGCGUUUGAGGUUGUGAAAAUGUAUGGCAGGUGACGAGAUGCAAGGACUGGUUGAGUAGUGCACGAGUUGUGGUUGAUCCCAACGCGAUGUGAAGCGGCCUGCGUAGGACACUGCAGAAUGAUAUUUGGUUCCAAAC